This is a messenger RNA of Anopheles maculipalpis, 1174 nucleotides long. RefSeq names its product serine protease snake-like. The record is from RefSeq and is a predicted model, not a curated record. Lineage: Eukaryota; Metazoa; Arthropoda; Insecta; Diptera; Culicidae. Gene Ontology annotation, biological process: proteolysis. The coding region runs from base 15 to 1172 and encodes 385 amino acids. The transcript has 5 exons. Gene Ontology annotation, molecular function: serine-type endopeptidase activity.
GUAAAAUUUUCUAAAUGGCCGCAGCCGACUGUAUACCGACAAUGUGGACUGUGUUGAUAGUGCUGUGUUGCUUCACGCAUGAUCUCUUUGCUUUACAAGACGGCGAAUCGUGUAAGCACCAAGGAGAGUCAGGAAUAUGCAGACCGUACUCAAAGUGUAGGAAAGGCAAUCGGAUAACCGUGUGUAGUUAUUCGUCCACGGAAGCAAUCGUUUGCUGUCCGCAAUCACAACUACUCGAGGCAGCUGGCACAUUCCAAGCAACGCCGCUUAGUUCAUUUAAUCGUGGUGGAAACGAACGUAUUAGUGAGAAGAAAUGUAAGGAAUACAAGGAGCUUACCACGGAUAGUGUUGCCAUCAGUGCGCUUACGCUCAACCCUACGCUGGUCAAGAUUGAUGUACCGAAGUGUGACAUGGUAGUGAAGCUGAUCGUCGGUGGUAAUGUCACCAAACCGGGAGAAUUCCCGCACAUGGCUGCGAUCGGUUGGCGUCGACCGAAUGGUGACUUUUCGUUCGAUUGUGGCGGCUCACUGAUCAGCGAAUAUUACGUACUGACGGCGGCCCAUUGUUACGCAGAAUCCGAGGAAGGCGUACUGCCCUCGAUUGUGCGCCUGGGCGAUCAAAGUCUGUUGCGUCAGGACGAUGGUGCCGAACCGGAGGAUUACGACAUACAGCGGUUCAUCGUGCAUCCGGAAUUCAAAUGGAGUGCCGGCAAAUACAACGAUCUCGCAUUGGUUGAGAUAAGCGAGCGGGUGGUAUUUACCAACUUCAUCCGUCCGGCCUGCCUAUACACAUCGGAUAGACUCAACGUUCGCACAGCGAUUGCGACCGGAUUUGGGCUAACGGAAGACUUUGGCAUCAAAUCGGACGAAUUGCGCAAGGUGGCACUAAACAUUUACGACAACGAUCUGUGUGCCGAUCGGUACCGGUCGAACCGACACAUUCGCCAAGGCAUCCGUAACUCGCAAAUGUGCGUUGGUGAUCUGGCGGGCGGAAAGGAUACGUGCCAGGGUGAUUCCGGUGGUCCGUUGCAGGUGACGCGUGAAGAAAAUCAGUGCAUGUUUUACAUCGUCGGUGUGACCUCGUUUGGGCAGGUGUGCGGUAGUGCAACGCCGGCCAUCUACACGAAGGUUAGCUCGUACCUGGACUGGAUCGAAUCCGUCGUAUGGGAAUGAGA